Messenger RNA from Somion occarium, 3091 nucleotides. The record is from the annotation of a GenBank genome assembly. NCBI's taxonomy places the organism in Eukaryota, Fungi, Basidiomycota, Agaricomycetes, Polyporales, Cerrenaceae.
GCGUCAAAAGGUGCGUCGCCGAAAGCCGCUAACGAUGAAACUCUGUGUGGGCCUGUGGACAGCCGAUAAUCCAUGCUUUCGUACCAUUCCCUCUAUGUACUUCAGUCAGGGAGCAAUCUGUUCCUGAAAGGUACGAAGAUGUACUCGGAUUUCAACAUGGGAUGUCUCUGCUUGGAACCAUGCUGUGUGGUCAAAGGCCAUAGCACCGUCCCCAUUGUCCCUACUUUUCCGCCGCUUUUGUGACUUCAUUACCUAAGGUAAGGUACUGGCCACUUGAAUCUUCUUUGUCCUUGUCUCAGUUCCCAUCACUUGGGGCCAUAGACACACAAAGGUCACUGCGGCACCCAAAAAUCGAUAUAAACCCGCUGCCACACGGACACUUGACAGCGUGUUUUGAUUUCCGUCUCCCCUUUUGCUACUACGAUGUCGAUCCCAUCUGACCAAACCAUGCACUCAGACUCCCCUCCACCGGCAAACCCUGAACCACCGCCUGACGAUGAAGGAACUCCCUACAAAUUCACAUUACAAGGCUGGAUACAGUGGUGCAAUAAAUACAUCUACUACGACGACCUGCGAGAAAUGCUCAUUGAAGAGAUGACUGGCCUUUUCAUUGGGCCCAUGCCCCCACACAAUUUCAUCGACGCCCUCAUGAGGCUGAAGAAGAAGCUGAAGGCUGCGCCAAAAGUCGAUUUCUCCGAAGUGCCUUUCACGGGAGUCGAAAAGGAUAUGUACGAACCCUUAUGCAACGCUAUCAACGAUUCUGGCGUCUGCCCUGGCUUCAAGUUGGUCGACGUUUCGAGCUCAGUAGACAAGAAUGGUAUUCGACUGCGCCCGGAUCUUGUACUUGUACCCACCGAUGCUAAAGACAUGAUGGACUAUACGAUCAUGGAGUUUUUCGUCGAGGUCAAGGUCGCAAAACCCGCAGACCCUUUUUACGACAUCAAUAGCAAGGCCUUGAAAGAGACCAUCGAGAAAAUGAAGGGAGACAGCGCGAAGACUCGUGGGCAGAUCACAAGCUAUGCAGCUGCAUUAUUGUCUCGUCAACAUAGAACGUUCGCAUUCUCUAUCACCAUCUGUGGCCAAUAUGUUCGCUUCUUCCGUUGGGACCGCGCUGGAUGUAUUGUCAGCGAGAAAUUUAACUUCCUCAGAGACUCACAUCUCUUGGCCGAAUUUUUCUGGUGCUAUGCCCAUAUGACUCGCGAACAACGUGGCUUCGACCCUACUGUGGUACCUGCUUCUGCUGCCGAAUCCAAACUGUUCUCUGAUGCUCUGUCGCGACACAUUGAGGAGUCCAAGCCCCGUGAUGUCAGCUAUCUACAACCGAAACCCGAUUCUACCUAUCCGAUCUCCAAGAUGCAGGUGCCAACGAUGAACGGAAUUCGCGAGGUGAUCGUUGGCAAACCUUUCCAGGAUAGUAACUCUCCUUGUGGGCGAGCGACAAGGGCCUACGCUGCGUAUGACCUGGUGGAGAAGAAGGUCGUCUUUGCCAAGGAUUACUGGCGUGACGAGGCUAAAGGACUGCUUUCAGAAGCUGAGUUCUAUGACAUACUCAAGCAGAGCAAUGUACCCUUUCUGCCUGAAGUCAUUGCAGCUGGGGACUUGUAUGUGAAGCCAAAGCAGAGGAAUGCGUGUCAGAAGACAUAUACUCAAAAGUAUUCCCCUAGUAGGGCCAAUCGCCCGAAGUGGUGCCAGCCAUGUGCGGAGCUGCGGACCCUGGUUCAUUGUAGGGUCGUUCAAAACCUCACCUUUCCUCUCCCGUCUGCGCUCUCAUCGAAGGAGGCCGUUCAAACUAUUCGCGAUGCGAUUGAAGCUCUCAAGGUCGCGUAUCACCACGGCAAGGUCUUUCAUCGCGACAUUAGUACUGGAAACAUCAUGAUCGAUGAAUCUGGUCGCGGGAUCCUCAAUGACUGGGAUCACGCACAGAAAGUGGUUUUCAAGAACAUACCUCAAACAUAUCAGACAGGGGUUUGGCAAUUCAGGUCCAUCUUGUUGCUGCGACAUCCCAAGAAAGCCCACGACAUUCAUGAUGACCUGGAAUCCUCAUUUUGGGUUCUACUUUAUAUUUCCCUGCAUUAUUUCAAACACAACCAAUCGAUGAUCUUCGACUUCAGUCUCUUCGAUGAAUACAAGCACGUUGGUGACAACUGUCACUCGCUUGGAGGUCUCUCUAAGAGGGGCUUCCUGUCGGAGGGAUUGAAAGAGGUCCAAUGGAAAUGUGCCCCAUUGAACAAACUCAUCCAUGGGCUUGGCGAUUUCUUUCAAAAAUAUUUAUACCAUCAUUCGAGGCAAGAUGAUGACGAAGGCAUAGCUUCCUUCAAAGAUAUACAGGAGAAGAUGGUCCAAGUCGAUGCCAUCCUGGCGUUUUUUGACAGUGCUUUAAAAUCUAAUGGUUGGCCGGAGAAGGACGCUCUACCUGACCAAUACCCACCCAUGACCGACAAGGAGAAUGCCCAGCUGCUUCAUGAUUUGAAGUCACGGGCUAUUGCUUCUGCUGCUCGGAAAAAGACAUCUGCUGCCCUCCCUGCUAAACGGCGUGCAUCGGUCCCCUCGACUGCUCUAGCUUCGAUGCGAAUUGAGUCACGUAUUCCUGGGAUACGUUCCAGCAGGCGAGUAGCUCAGCGGAGGAACAAACAGCAAGCUCCUGUGGCAGAGCCUUCACAGCUCCCCAUGAAUUCUCGUGGUACCGUGAAGAGAAGACUCAAUGAAGCCCCUACAGAGAUGUCGAGUUUCCGCUCGAAACGGGCAAGGCUUGCAAAGUGAAGGUCUUCAAACGUGCAUCCCCGCCCGAGCGAUCAGGAGUGGCCCAUCAGUUUCCUAGACAUUCUAAGUGGAGAAGUUGAACGGUUCCCGUGAGGGUGAUUACCCGUAACAAGUCACGACGCAUAUCAGAGUCGUCAGAUGCUGCUUAAGAAAGGGAAAGAGACAUAGGGUAAAAAGCGGGACUUUGAAGUCAACCGACGUUAAUGGUAGUCUACCUUAGUUGAAGUCGAGUACAUGCAUAAUGUAGAUGUUGAUGAUUGUUCAGCUUUGCAUUAUAUACUCCUUUAUGGCAAGUGUACGGUUGCCAACUUGCGGCGCUCUGAAUUCAAGA